Messenger RNA from Suncus etruscus (white-toothed pygmy shrew), 845 nucleotides. RefSeq names its product vacuolar ATPase assembly factor VMA21 (gene VMA21). The record is from RefSeq and is a predicted model, not a curated record. Bases 76 to 381 code for a protein of 101 amino acids. Gene Ontology annotation, biological process: vacuolar proton-transporting V-type ATPase complex assembly. Lineage: Eukaryota; Metazoa; Chordata; Mammalia; Eulipotyphla; Soricidae. Gene Ontology annotation, cellular component: endoplasmic reticulum membrane. The transcript has 3 exons.
GCUGGUGGGUACUGACCGUGCAGGGUAACCCCGACCCACCCGCUGCUGAGCACUUGCCGAGGGCGCGGCCCCGUCAUGGAACGCCAGGACAAAGCGGCCCUGAACGCGGUGCAGCCGCCCGACGUCAGAAAUGAAAGUUCCUUGGCUUCUACCCUGAAGACGCUACUGUUCUUCACAGCGUUGAUGAUCACUCUUCCCAUUGGCUUAUAUUUCACGACCAAGUCUUACGUAUUUGAAGGAGCCUUUGGGAUGUCCAACAGGGACAGCUACUUCUAUGCUGCCAUUGUCGCGGUGAUCGCUGUCCAUGUGGUGCUGGCCCUCUUCGUCUACGUGGCCUGGAAUGAAGGCUCACGGCAGUGGCGUGAAGGCAAACAGGAUUAAUAUGACUGUCACCUGGGCACGUGUUAAACUGGCUUUUUAUUUUAAUAACCAUAAUAGCUUCUGGGGGUAGUCGUGAUUUCAAUAAAGAUGGAAGAACAAUGUUAAAAUCGAUCAUACAGAGUCCCUUUGGACGAGUAUAAAUGUUGAUCCUUCUAAUACAAUAAAUGUUUUUGUAUAGUCUAUUUUAACUGUAUGAACCUCUUAUAGGAAGAUGCGAGUUUGGAAAUUUCAAGAUGUUGCACACAGCAUUAAAUGAGUUAACAGUAGGCUCAGAAGAAAUUUUAGUAUCUUACAAUUUUUUUCAUGGAAUUUGGACUUUCAGCUGGUUUUGAAUAGUGCCCUUCUGACUGUAGUAAAUCCAGUCUGAACUGGAACCGGAAAACACUCCCUAACUCUUGGGUAAAUAAGUGGCCAUUUGGAUUGGGGAGUUCUGAAUUCCUAUGGAAAAUUGUUCCUGGAUUUAA